AUGGCUGUCGCUGUCCAACCUAUUUCAGCGGUCGAUCACAGCGAGCCGCCCCCUCGGAAACGUCUUCGCACAGAGGUGGCAUGCAGUCCGAAGGUCCAGCCUGAACCACGCCUGUUUGCACCUUUUCGUGCACUUGGACUUGUUACAAACCAUGUCCCUUUCGCAUUGCAAACGCGAACGCACAAAGGUGCGACAGAAGGCCCGCGAACGCACAUUGUGACUUGUCUGGGGAAGUCGUGGGCAAUGUGGGAAGGGGGAAAGAUGGGAUUACUCUUCGUCGGUCCUGAUGCACCCGAGCAGAUCACGUCCGUGGUCAUCGACGGCAAGGACGUAUGGGUCUCCAGUGGGUCGCAUGUUAUAAAGUACAUUAGGGGAAAGGAGGUCAGAAGGCUUGCAAACCCAUUGAGCACACCGAUCGCCUCCAUGCUGGUCUUUGGUUCCCAGCUGCUUUCCCUAACGCAAGAUGGUACCAGAAUGUUCAUAUGGGGUCUCGAAGAUGGAGGACGUCUCAUUGACGCCUUCCGAACAUCGAGCGUAGCGACCAGCGUUGCAUUUUCACCCACAAAUGAUUUUCUUGCUACUGCUCAUGUGGACAGCGUAGGAGUGUACCUAUGGGCGAAUCGUGCGCAGUAUUCGGAAGUGGCCUUGCAGAGUGUCCCCGACGAUGAGAAGGUUAUUGAUGUGGCUUUGCCAUCCAUGCAAGGCACCGCUGAGGACGAAGCUCUUGACGCACUGUCAUCACUGGCACUUACUGGGCAAGAGAAGUCGUCCGACUUCUUCCUGGCACCGCCUGAGUUCGAUGGCGACCUCGUUACACUUUCAUUGUUGCCUCGUUCGCGAUGGCAGACGUUGCUGAACUUCGAGGUCAUCCAGCAACGAAACAAGCCAAAAGAGCCUCCCAAGGAGCCAGAGAAGGCACCCUUCUUCCUCCCCACUUUGCCUGGCGUUGAGCCAAGGUUCGCUAUCGAGCAGAAUGAAAGCGAGAAGACAAAAAAGCAGACAAAACGUUUGCAGAAGGCUUCAGCGUCAUCCGAUAGCACGUUCUAUAAGAUGCUAGCUGCGGAAGACCCUCACGGUGAUUACGAAGAAUUUUUCACCUAUGCAAAAUCACUAUCGCCAGCGGCCAUCGAUCUGGAGCUUCGCUCUCUAGUCACACUCGAUGCUCUUCGCACGUUUCUUACGGCUCUCAAUCGUCGACUCAGGUCGCAUCGAGACUUUGAGGCAGUGCAGUCGUUCCAAAACGUCUUUCUCCGCAUGCAUGGCGACGUCUUGACAGCAAAUCCCGAGUUGCAGGAGGAACUGGAGAUGCUACAAGAUGCCCAGCGAAAAGAAAGCGAGAAAUUGAACGUUGAGCUUCGUCAGGGAUACGUUGUGAUGUAUUAUUGUAUAUUAUUACCACCCUUCGCAUACAUCCUCCUGAAGGAGGCAAGGGAAUCUCAUCCUGACCAGGUCCCGACAUCGUCUGUCCCAAAUGAGCUCUGGCUUGAUAUCUUCAAACACGCGACCUUUGUCCCAGGAGCUCUGGAUUGUGACGACGGACACGCGAUCGCAUGCUUUACAAGAGACAAGGAUGGGAUCUGCCUUGCCAAUCGCCAUAGGGAAGCAAUGGAUAUAGCACUCGCUCUCUGCAUCGUCUGCAAGAGGUGGAAUAUGCUGGCGACCGAGUUUGUUUUCGCAUAUAUCCGGGUGAAGGACGGCGAACAAGCCAUUCGUCUUGCGGAUGCUCUGCGCCACUAUGCGACGACGUAUCCUUAUGCACCACAACCUGGGAGACAUGUGAUCCGUUUGGAACUCGCUUUGGAAGGCGCUCAUGCUUGGACGAGGCUACAUAGCUGGGCUCUCAUCAAGAUACUUAAAAGUUGCCCUCGUCUCUCUGUGUUCUCCACGGCAUUCUGCAGCCCUGAUGUUUAUCUUUGGGAUAUGUCAACCUUUCCAGACGCCAUUUGUCACGGCCUUAAAGGAUCAAAGCUGCGAAGAUUCGAGUCUGGUUACAUCCCCUCAUUUGUUCGCAAACUGGCACCUACCUUGGAGGAUUCACUCGAAGUCCUCUGGCUCCGCCCUUCAGAUAGGAGGCUCACUAAGAAAAGAGUUCAAACCAGCUCACUUGCGUUUCCUCGUCUCCACAUGCUUAUCCUCUCGGAAGCCGCAGAAAAUUGCUUCGCAGAAGUCGCCAUGCCAUCCUUGCAGACAUGCAUCCUCGAAGACCCGAUCCAAGACUCGGACAAGGCCCCUCAGUGUCUUCUGGCUCGGUACGGAGAGCAAUUACGCUAUCUUGUGACGUCCAGCACACUGCAAGUUUCUUAUGUCCUCGAGAAUUGCCCGAGGAUCGCGCACUGGACAAUUCCCUGCGCUGCAGUCGGCAUGCUGCGCGUAUCGGAGGCCUACUCAUCAAUCAUAUCCCUGACUCUCAUCGAAGAAAGUUCACUUCGGACUUGCAUGCUACCUAUGGCCUUGCGGUCGCUCCAUUCGAUUCUCAGCGAGGACAAGUCUUUCGUGUCGCUUCGCCUCAUUCGAUUUCAGCUUCCUCUCCGAAGUUCCUUCACAUCUUUCGUCCGAACGUACAAUGAACAUUGGGAGUAUAGCUGCAUUCGGCAUGGUGGUCUGCUCCUACAUCUAUGUGACCGACGCAAGAUCAGCGUUCAAGCAUCCUUUGGCGUGGCUCAGCAGUCGGCAGAUUGUUGGGCACCAUUCACAGAACAGGUGCUGCCAGCCGCCACCACAGGAGUUCUUGCUGGCGCGUACGGCUUGGUUAAGGGCUCUACUCAGAUCGGCCCCCUCAUUACCUCUGCGGCCCUCAAUGGGGGCGUAGCAGGCGCGACGUUCUUCAGUUUUCGCGAGUACAUCGCCAGCCCCGUGCUUCUGCAUGCGUUGGCAAACACGGAGUACUCGCGGCGAAUACGUGAGCUCCAGGCCAGUCGGAGAGCGGGUGGACGGUCGGGAGAGAAGCUCACCUGGUGGGACAUGCGCAUGAACAAGGUCCCAGAUACCGCAAUCAGCGGUGCCUUCACCGGUGCUAUCCUCAAUGCAUGGAAACGAGGCCCGGCAGGCAUUGUGCCGGGGGUAACAACUGCAGGCCUCGCCUGUACACUCAUACAGCUUGCAUACAACGAGCUCGACAUCGCGCGGAUCAAAUAUGUCUCACGGACACUGCAGGAGACGAGAAAACAGCAAGACGCAGAGGCCGCUCUUCCAAUGUCACAGCCUGUUCCCCUGCCCUCAGCACCCAUCGAGCCACGAAAAUCUUUCAUAGAACGGAUGCUCGUGACAAUGGGCUUCCACCAAGUCACUGACGAGGAGUUCUUAGAGAAGCUGAAAUUUAAACGAGAUUAUGCGCUGCGGCGCAUUGAGGAGUUGGAGCAGGAACGAGCACAGGAAAAAGAGAAGAUAGCUUCAGAGACUGUCGAUUCACAGACAUCUGUCAAAUCACAAGACUAG
Messenger RNA from Postia placenta MAD-698-R-SB12, 3435 nucleotides. RefSeq lists its product as hypothetical. Gene Ontology annotation, cellular component: Pwp2p-containing subcomplex of 90S preribosome; small-subunit processome. Gene Ontology annotation, molecular function: protein binding. The coding region runs from base 1 to 3435 and encodes 1144 amino acids. The record is from RefSeq and is a predicted model, not a curated record. Lineage: Eukaryota; Fungi; Basidiomycota; Agaricomycetes; Polyporales; Adustoporiaceae. The transcript has 13 exons. Gene Ontology annotation, biological process: rRNA processing.